CGUUCACCCUUCACAGUGCUACUACAUAUGCAUAUACUGGACAGCAAACAUGUCCCCAGUAAAAGGUUCUCGUACGGGCUUCACCGCAGACGAGGACACGCUCCUCAUGAAAUACAUUGCAACAUAUAACCCUACCAAGAAAAACAGAAGCGGAAACGUUUUGUACAAGCGCCUUGUGCAAAACGCUGAUAACAAAUGGAACUGGUCCAAGACACACUCGUGGCAGUCCUGGCAGACCAGAUACAGGAACAAUAUGGACGAAUUUGAUAGGAGGAUAUUGAAGUAUCAGAAGAAGAAAGGAAUCAACCCGGAGGAGCAAUCGGGGAAGGAGCCUCAGUUUACGCCAUCCGAUGAAGAAGAAGCUGCGAGGGACCGCUCGAAAGAGACCAGCAAAGGGAAAAAGCGGGCUGGUGGCCGAGACAUUUCUGAGCAGCGGAAAGCCAAGCGAUCUAAGCUGGAGAAAGACCAGCAAUAUGCCGGGAGUAGUCGCUCGCCCUUGACCAAGACCGAUGAGACACGUCAAAUUCCCCCCGUUGGACCAAGCGACCAAGCUCGUAGUGCUUCCCCUAACCAGGAACCACCAGAAACUGUGUACGACGUGCCUCCGCCUUCCCCAAAACCAGCAAACACGUUCAAUAUUCCUUCGCUCCCUUCUCGUUCGGAUACCUUGCCUGUUCUGUCAUCCGAACCCAAUUCUCCUGUCGGGACCCUGCCACCAAUCUCGUCCCAGCUCCCACCAAGUUCUCAGCCUAUUGCAUCAUCUUCGCAGCAGGUAGUUACCCCAAAGCCGCCGCCAGUGCCCAAACGAGUCUUGAAGCACAAGUCCGUUUCUUCCAUCUUCGGUUCACUCUCGCCAACAGAUGAUCGUUCUACUCCUUUGAAGACCAGAAUUCUCCCCAAAGUGGUAGAAGGACACUUUACAACGGCGCUCACCGAUCGGUUGGGUCAUGUGCGUCCAGGUAGUCGUUCUGAGGAGAAACAGCCGAUGGUUUGGCCUCCCGUUCGAGGCAAGAAGGGCAAGGAGAAAGAGGUAGUACAAGGACCGGCUGCAUUGAUUCCUUCAGCGGUUCAGGAACGCGAUGGCCAUCUCGUCAACGGGGUCGAUUCUCAGACAUCACAAACAGCUGUAGUGUCUCCAAAGCGUGAGCCAGAAUCUCAACGACCUCCAGCUCCUCUUCCACCACAUUGUAUAGAAUCUGAACACCACCCCUUCAGUCAAGUCCCACUUCCUUCCCCUCCUCAUCCUCCACAUAAUUACAAAGGUGCAGAUGCAGCCGAAUCUCCUCUGAAGCAUCGCUCGACGAACAGGGUAGGUCACCUCGUUAAGGGUUCAUGGGAUAAAAAGCAAGACAACAUUAUCGGCCAAGCAUCGGUUAUGGCCCAACCUACGGCCGGGCCUUCAAAACUAACUACUACUGCCAGGUCUUCGGGUCUCACAUCCUCUGCUGAACUACCGCAUGAACAGCCAGUCGCUCCGGCGACACACGCUCAACGUCUGCUCAAUCGUGCUCAAAAGCGACAUCGGAGAGAGACAGUUGGUGGUUAUGACCUACCGCGCAUGGACCUUCGCACUCUAUCAGCAGUAUCAACUUCCCGAAUCCCCCGUUCUAGAGCCAGUAGCUCGGUAUCUCACUUACCUCACCGUCACUCUCUCCCUGUCCAUCCCACAUCAUCAGCCGUCCCAGCCGACCUCUCCGGCUACAUUGUCACGCCCGGGCCUACGAUUCCACCAGUUCCACUUGCGCUCAUAACCCCCGUUGACCUACCCGUGUCUGCCUCUGUCGGAUUCAGAUCCGUGAUAUCAGGCAUGGGUGCCGCGUAUGGAUACUCACCAAAUGUCGUGCUCGAGGUUUACAAGCGCGUUGGAAGCUUGGAAGAGACUGAGAUGUAUGUAAGGGGCAUGCGCGAUGCUUCCGAGAGCUGGAUUGAAGCGAGACUCGAGCAGAGAGAGCGGGAAGCGCGUGAAGCUAGGAAAGCCUCGAAUGAGAGGGAGAGCAGAGAGAGCGAUAAUGACGAUGGCGAACCGCCCCACAGCUCUCGUCAUCGACCAUCCUUGCAGCAAGCUUUACUUGAGCGACGGUUGCCGAAUGGGCUGCGGGUAUGGCAUGAACCUGAAUCAUACCAGUUGGAAUAUGAACCUCUACCUAAGAAACAAGCGGCGCUGAAGAAGCGGGCGUCGAUGGGCGAAGGUGGCAGUAUGGAUGCCAACUGGAGGGCGAGUGUGGUUGGGCGUCACAGAACUAACCAGGCAGAAGACGAGGUAGCAAGGGCUGCUGUCGACAGUAGUGAAGGGGGUGAUGAUGAAGCCGCCUCGGAAGAGGAGGAGGAGGAGGAAGAAGAAGAGGAAGAAGAAGAAGAAGAAGAAGAAGAGAGCGUAGCGGAGAAGCUGUUCCCCGAAUCUUCAUCAGAGGACCUUCAGGAUCAAGAUGAGCCCGAGCAUGCGUCCGAUAAUGCAGAGCAGUUCAAUGGGGAUGUCCGACAUCACGAGUUUUCACUCCGAGAACCUCCUCGUGCCAUGCGUGUCAAGCGCGAAAGCCAGACGCCACCCCCACUUUACGGGUCGCAUGGGGAUUCAGCGAAUGGGGAAGAGGUAUUGAAUGGUGCUCUGUCGGACGUUCGUCACACGCGCUCAGUAUCUCUGCCCUGGAACGCGGAUGAGGGUAAAAUACUUCUUUCCGGGGAUUGGCAGGUGCGCGAGGUGCUUGGGAGGCGAUUGGGCAAACAAGGCAUAAGAAAAAAGAUUACGCAGCUGCUGCGACAGCAUUGAAGUUCACUGCAUAAGCAUACUGUUGAACGGUGGAAGCGGUUGGUUGCCGUGACUUCUCCGUAUGCUAAGUACUCGUCUGUGAAUUCAUCAGAUUAUAGGAGUACAUGAUACAUAUGAAGGUAUUGAAAACGUUUGCAUGGGAACUCUUUUAUG
Molecule: messenger RNA, 2920 nt
Organism: Suillus bovinus
Lineage: Eukaryota; Fungi; Basidiomycota; Agaricomycetes; Boletales; Suillaceae
Exons: 4
Coding region: 50-2767 (905 amino acids)
Source: RefSeq, a predicted model, not a curated record